Molecule: messenger RNA, 1980 nt
Organism: Mirounga angustirostris (Northern elephant seal)
Lineage: Eukaryota; Metazoa; Chordata; Mammalia; Carnivora; Phocidae
Gene: MRGBP
Product: MRG domain binding protein
Exons: 5
Coding region: 434-1042 (202 amino acids)
Biological process (GO): regulation of transcription by RNA polymerase II
Cellular component (GO): nucleus; NuA4 histone acetyltransferase complex
Source: RefSeq, a predicted model, not a curated record
UCGGGGGUGUAACCUCCACGGAGGCCCGUGGUCACGGCGAGGUCGGGCCGGGCAGUGGAAGCCGCGGGGAGCCCAGGCCGGCAGGCGUGGUCAGGCGCCCGCUCUUCUUCCUAAGCGCCUCAGUCGGCGAAGUGCGGCUGCAGUCCCGCCCCGCAGAGCGCACAGCUCGGACGGGCCGCACCGGGAGCCGGCAGCCGGCGCCACCACCUCCCCGCCAGAGCGCUUCCGCAGUCCGCCGUGCCGACCGCGCUGCGCCGCGGAGCCCGGCCGCCAGGGGGCGCCGUGGGGCCCGCCCUCAGCUGCGCCUGCGCCGGCGCCGCGCACGAGCCGGAGCACACACCCGCCGAGCGCGCGCCCGCCCCGCAAGUGCGCCUGCGCGGAGGCCGUGGCCGCGCCCGCUCCCGCCGGGGGCUCGUCGCUGCGCGGCCGGGCCAUGGGGGAAGCCGAGGUGGGCGGCGGCGGCGCGCCGGGCGACAAGGGGCCGGGUGAGGCGGCCACCAGCCCAGCCGAGGAGACGGUGGUGUGGAGCCCCGAGGUGGAGGUGUGCCUCUUCCACGCCAUGCUGGGUCACAAGCCCGUCGGUGUGAACCGACACUUCCACAUGAUCUGUAUCCGGGACAAGUUCAGCCAGAACAUUGGUCGGCAGGUCCCAUCUAAGGUCAUCUGGGACCAUCUGAGCACUAUGUACGACAUGCAGGCACUGCACGAAUCUGAGAUUCUUCCAUUCCCAAACCCAGAGAGGAACUUUGUCCUUCCGGAAGAAAUCAUCCACGAGGUCCGAGAAGGAAAAGUGGUCAUUGAAGAGGAAAUGAAGGAGGAAAUGAAGGAAGAUGUGGACCCCCACAACGGGGCAGACGAUGUUUUUUCAUCUUCAGGAAGCUUGGGGAAAGCAACAGAAAAGUCCAGCAAAGACAAGAACCCUUCGGACUUGGGGUCGAAGGAAGGGGCGGACAAGCGGAAGCGCAGCCGGGUCACCGACAAAGUCCUGACGGCAAACAGCAACCCCUCCAGCCCCAGCGCUGCCAAGCGGCGCCGAACGUAGUCGUGGCUCAGCCACGGCAGGGGGCCGGGGCGCCAUUGUCACCCGGCUGGACGCCCGCCGCCUGCCCUCGGGCCCACUGCGACCACCUGGGGCUCCGGGGGCCUGCUCGGGUGCAGAGAGCUGGGAGUCAGGCGUCCGGGCCCCCCCACCACCACCACCCCACGCCCCCGGGUGAGCUCUAGCCAUGCUGGCCGCCGGCCGGGCCACAGUCGGUGCUCCACAGAGCAGAGCGCGGGGCUCGGGCAGGACAGCUGGAGUGGCAGGCAGGGUGCCUGCUGUGUCCCUGAGGAACGCUGGUCUUGCUGGGCGACUCGGCUCUUCCCAUCUGUCCGUGUGUCCGUCUGUCAGCCGCUCUUCCUAAACCGGCUGCCCCCUCGGGAGAAGGAGACUCAGGCCACCUGCCUCCCGGCGCCCACCCGAGAAACCGAGAACUGGAUAUUUUGCCUCAUUCACUUGUACUGUAACGAUGUAUAUAAUUUGGUGGUAUUUCACUAUUUAAUUUUUAAGAAGCCUAUUUUACUAGUGUUUUAUAUGAAAAAAAUAUUGCAGAAGUUAAACUUGUGUUGUAUUUUUCCUGAGAUGCUUUGUGUUAGGUAGUGACUACUGAGACGCUUUCCGCUCGGUUUUUAUAUGCCGGAAACAGAGUUUGUAGGGCUAUUUUUCUAUCUCCCCGUAACUUGUAAACAGACCAAAUGAGUGCGUGGAGGGAGGUGCGCGGCCGGGGCGACUGAGAUGUUUUCCUUUGAGCGCCGACCAUUAAAGCACAAAAGUAGCAGCCCGAGUCUUGUGAUUUUGAUACCAAAAUAAGUUCCCUUUUCUAACAGUAGGAAGUGUUUAUUUUCCGAGGCUUAUAAUGCAGCCUACACUCUCCCGACUUCUUAGUAUUCACUCGAUACGAUGUAUUUACCAACUAGAAACAGGACCAGAGUGGAAACUUU